Messenger RNA from Monosiga brevicollis MX1, 3129 nucleotides. RefSeq lists its product as uncharacterized. The transcript has 22 exons. NCBI's taxonomy places the organism in Eukaryota, Choanoflagellata, Craspedida, Salpingoecidae. Gene Ontology annotation, biological process: retrograde transport, endosome to Golgi; endocytic recycling. Gene Ontology annotation, cellular component: EARP complex. The record is from RefSeq and is a predicted model, not a curated record. Bases 1 to 3129 code for a protein of 1042 amino acids. Gene Ontology annotation, molecular function: SNARE binding.
AUGCCUGCAAUGUUCUGCCUUUUUCUUGGCCUUGCCUCUGGCUUGUGCCUUGUUGUCACAUUCCGGAACACCGCACCGCAGCCUACGAUUCGAGCAACAGCGCGCGUGCAUCGCCCCCCCGUCCCCCCCGAUGAAGAGCUUUUGGCCAAGCUUGAUCCAGCCUUCUCUGAUCAAGAAACAGAUAUCAUCCGUCACUCGAUGAACGAAUUUGCAGCCGACAUGCCGACGCGUGAGCAGAUUGACGAAAGGCGCAAGUUGAAGUAUCAACAGCUUGCCGCGGUCAGCAAAAAGCUCUCUGGCCUGGUCCUCGAUCACCACAAACAGUUUAUGACUGAGCUGGCGCGUGUCACGGAGCUUUCAGAGCAGCUCCAAAUGACUGUUGUCGUCUGCAAAAAUGGGCGCCGCCUCCUCAACAAGGCCGAAACCGCUGUAUCUUCAAGCCUCGAGGUCUUGCUCAAGGACCGCCGAAAACGGCGCAUGAUCCACUUGCUCAAAUCCUUGCAAGCCAUUGCGAUCAUGCGCACCGCCGACACGCGCCUCUCACAGCUUCUGGAGGAGCGCGACUUUUUGGGAGCCAUUGAGCUAUGGAAAAAUUGCCGGGUCAUCACCACCGUGUACGAUGAAUAUGAUUGUAUUCGAGAUUUGGCAGCCCAGCUCGGUGAAGGCACGCCUCGCAUCAUUGGGCGUCUCCAGGUCGAGCUGGAGACGAUGCUUGACGACAAGGUGCUAACACCUUGUCGCGAUGGCAUUGCGCCUGAUCAAGUUGCCACCCUCAGCUUUGCCGGUGCCGGAGAGAUCUUAGAUGCAUACAGCGCGCUUGAGGAGCUGGAUGCCUGCAUUGAUGCCGUUGCAACGCGCCUUUGCUCAUAUCCCGCCAAACUUGCGCGUAGCGUUUUGGGAGAGCUCACACAAAUACCAAACAUUCGACGGGCUCCAUUGCGCACCAUUUUCCAGCAAAUCAAACCAGCUGAUCUUGAGCUCGGAAUCACUCGCCUCUGCCGCGCGUACGCGCUACUUAUGCUAUUCUUUGAUCGCGUGGCCAGUGUACUGCUGGAGGCCAACCACAAGGCACGCGUAUCAGCAGCGGCGGAAAGCACUGAUCCCGGAGAGCCACACGAUCUUGAUCAGGAGCACGCAGGGUUCAGUGAUGGAACGAGUAUCUCUGCGCCCCCCACGCCACGUGGGGGCACUAUAUCAAACGCCAAUGCCCCGAGCAGCGAGCGCUUUCUCUCCGUGCGCGACGACAGGUUGGGUGCACUCUUCCGCAAAUUUAUCCAGACAAUCGCUGCAGUCGCAAGCAGCAGACUCACGCGUUUUGGCUGGCCACAUGGCAGUGACGACUUGGAUUAUGUUCCUGUACGCGUACAGCAUGCGCGCUUCAAGCUUUGGCAAGAUUUGCAGCGCCAGCUUGUACUUGUUUUGGCUUCUUCUCAGAUUGCCGCUCUGAAUGCUGCCGAUUACAUGGAGCUUAUUACCCAUGUGCGCUGUUUUGGCGAACUCGGCGAGGAUUUUUCGGGCCGAACAGAUUCCAAUCUCAUGGCGCAAGCCAUCAAGGAUCAAACACGCGCCUACGUCAUCAACUUUCACCGACGCACACUUGGCGAGUUCCGCGGAGUCAUCGAGAGUGACAACUGGGCUCCUGCACCCGUGGCUCCGGAUUUUAACAUUUUCUUUCUGCCCGAGUUUGCCUUUUUGCGCAAACCUCGCACUCGGGAUGGUGGAUCACAAGAGAUCGCAUCUAAUGCAAUCAAUUUGGACGGCGAUGGUCUCGCCGAGACCGAGACCGACCCUGCCACCCUGGUCGACUUUGUACAGGCACCAGACAAGUUUUUCGUCGUCCAUGCUCAAGCACAGGAAACCACCGCCCUCAACGCUAAAUCUGCAGCGACGACUCCUGUGAAAACAAGCAAACCCCGCACGGCAGGUGGAACGCCGCAAAGGCCCAUUCCAGCAUCAGCACCGGUCACACCCGCAAAGGGUGCCCCGCCGCCACCACACUGCUCCCAAUCAGCGCUCCGCUUGACUGCGGAAUGUGGACGCUACUUGCAAAUGAUGCAGGUCUUCCCAGCCAUAGCCAGCGACACUUUUGCACGUCUCACAGAACUUGUGGACAUGUACAUUUAUGCGGUCUUUCACUUCUUCGCAGAGGAUCAGAUGUUUUUCUCCUACGCUGUGCUGUCUCCGACCGCCAACUCGCUGCUCGAGCGUGUGCGCCGCCCUUUCGAGGGAUAUCCGCCUGGCACGGCCAGGGUCGCCGAGGGCGAGGCGACUGAUGACAACGUGAGGUCAGACGAAGAGGAGGAAGCGGAGGAAAGUGGGGCAAACCCGACGGAAGCUGAACCUGACAUGGAGCUCGCUCCGCGACCACCGCAAGCUCAGCCGUUAAAAUUGCACAGCGAUGUUGAGCGUGAUAAUGCAUCGUCACUUUUUGGCCUCGCGGCUCGAGUCAGCGGUGCCGAAGGCCUGAACUUUGUGAGCACAGUUUUGCGCUCUCUGCGCAACAAUAUUGUGCGGCGCCUCGACUCGACCGGGGCUCAAGCUGCUGACAGCUAUCUCAAGCAGACCGUGGACCACUUCAAGGAACUGCGCUGGUACAUCUAUAAAAAUGUCGUCUUUCGCAUGAUGCCCUCAGAUAAAAUGACGGCAGCUUUGGAUGGUCUGAAAUGGGAUGUGAAGGAAAUCACGACUGAGCACAGUCCCUACGUGGACGAGCUGAUUGCGGAUGUGCGCGUCAUUCAUACGCGAUUGGACUUGCUGGGCACCAAGCGGCUACCCGAGCCAGCGCUCAAAACCAUCUGGAACGAGAUUUACAGCGUCACAAACAUGGCCUUUGUAGAUGGCUUUGCCUCGGCCAAAAAAUGUACCAACGAAGGUCGUGCCAAGAUGCAGCUGGACUACAAGCACUUUCUGAAUAAGAUUGGCAGUUUGAGCCCAGUCAAGCCCACGACCGAUGUCGUGCAAAACUACAUUCAGGCAUAUUACCUAUCAGAUGCGGACCUUGAGCAGUGGAUUCGUACCAAUCAUCAGGUCUACACGGCACGCCAGCUCAGUCAGCUCAUUGCCGUGACACCGCACAAGAAGGCGCAGCGCCAGAAGCUACAAAAGGUGGUGGAUGAAGUUAAAGCAUGA